GUCAGUCCACGUGGCUAACAUCCCAUCCAUUCUCUUCCCACCUCCCUAGUUUUUCCUCCUCUCCAUCUUCCACCCAUCAUCUCCUUGUUGCUACAGCACAGGGGGCUGCCAAUGGCCGCAGCCAGCUUGUGGCUGCUGCAGCGUCCUUCCCCUGCUCUCCACAACUCCCUCUCCCUCCCAAGCAGCCAUCCUUCCUCCUCUGCAUGUCCUCCACUGCACAGGAAGCCAAGGGAUCUUCUUCUCUGCUGCGCUUCAUCGGGCGCCACGUCUUCUGUGGUGGCCAAGGAGCAAGAGGAAGCAGCCACUGCUCCCUCGGAAGAAGGAUCUGAGCCUUCACUUCUUAGCUACAAAGAUGACCCCAACUUCAGGGGCUGCAGGGGCUGCGGCAGGGACGAGCUUGAGAGAGGCUGCAAUGGCGAGGGGCGGAUCCAAGGGGGAAUAGCCGCCGUCCCGGGCUUCGGCUGGUGGCCAAUCAAGGCCUACCGGCCAUGCCCCGGCUUCGUCGCCUCCGGCGGCCGCUACCGGCGCCAGGGCCAAAGCAUGGACGACGUCGCAUCCGGCAGGGGAAAGAAAGUCUCCCCGGGCAAAAAGAAGAUGUAACCUACUGCACAAGUACAUGCUGUAAUUUCUGCUCAGUGACAAAUAAGUAAUCCAGCCCAAGGAACUGCAGUCUUGACAAUGGGAGGAAGUAUGCUAUUCAAGGUGACUAAGAAGUUUUGGCUAUCUGCGUCAUCUUUGGAAUCUGGGAAAGUUUACCUAGGAAUUGGGAAAGUUCCAAGUAUUCAGAAACAACAAUUUUGGUCUACAUUGCCAGUGCAGUUCCCUUGUUUCCAAUUGUAAUAGCAAGUAGCAACACGGCACUGAAAGUUUGAACAUCUGACUGUGCCCUAAUACUGUUGGAGCUGUUCUACUGCUUUCAAAUGAAAUAGCUUCGUUACCUGUACA
Molecule: messenger RNA, 945 nt
Organism: Panicum hallii
Lineage: Eukaryota; Viridiplantae; Streptophyta; Magnoliopsida; Poales; Poaceae
Exons: 3
Coding region: 112-600 (162 amino acids)
Cellular component (GO): chloroplast
Source: RefSeq, a predicted model, not a curated record